ACUUAACCAGGGCGAGAGAAAAAGAAAGGCGCCUGCCUCGUCUUGUCGCCGGCCUCAGUCGUCUCCCUCUCUCUACCCUAGCUCGCCCACCCCGCCGCCCUUGCUCAUCCCAACGUGCCGCCCCGUGCUCCUCCCCAACGUGCCGCUGCUCCUUCCUAGCCUUCGGUCCAACUGUACACCCCCCUGGCGCCGCUCUCCCUCAACGACAGCUUCAAUUGCGGCUCGACGGUGAUCCAGCGGCGGCGGCAGCGACAUGGUCGAGCGGCCGCGGUGACAGACGACGGCAAAGACACCCUUGGAUUUCAGGUGCCCCUUCUCGUUCUGAAUGGCAGACCUAACGGACUUGGGCUGCUGUAGUUGUUUUAGCUUUUUAAGGAAGCCCAGUGUAAAAGUAGGUCGACCUAGGGAGACUGAUGGCAUCUUAUCCCAAGAUUUGUUGAAGCGUCAAUCUAGUGAAGAUCUUGAUGGGAGCUUCUACACUGGAGAUGAUCCUGACAGAAGCUUUUACAAUGGGAAUGACCUUGAUAGAAGCUUCUAUAAUGGAGAUGAUCCUGAUAGAAGUUUCUAUGACAGAGAUGGUACUGAUUAUGUUCAUGAAAGUGACGACGAGCCGCCACGGAAGAGGUCUGAAGAUAUUAUACUGUCAAGAGCUCAGAGUGGCUUUGCAUGCAGAGAAAGCCUAGUAAAGGAGACUAAAAAAGUAUUUCGCUCAGAGGACGAACUUGGUAAUAAGAUGAUCAAUCAGUAUGUCCACCUGGGCAAGAUUGGUGCUGGAAGCUAUGGCAAAGUGGUUUUAUACAGAAACAUAAAAGAUGGGAAGCUAUAUGCAGUGAAGGUAUUAAAUAAACCUUACAUGAUGAAAGUACGUGUUGUACGGUCAGAAACAGCUAUGUCAGAUGUUCUUCGUGAAGUAUCCCUCAUGAAAAUGUUGGAUCAUCCCAAUGUAGUUAAUCUCAUCGAGGUGAUUGAUGACCCAAACACAGAUAAAUUCUACAUGGUUCUUGAGUAUGUUGAAGGAAAAAUGGUCUGUGAUAACGGUUUAGGAGAAGCUACUUCCAGAAAAUACUUGCGGGACAUAAUCGCUGGUGUUAUAUAUCUUCACUCUCAUAACAUCAUUCAUGGUGAUAUUAAACCAGACAAUCUCUUGGUCACAAGUACUGGCAACGUGAAGAUAGGGGACUUCAGUGUUAGCCAGAUUUUUGAGGAUGAUGAUGAUUUGCUUUGGAGAUCUCCAGGCACUCCUGUUUUCACUGCACCAGAGUGCUGUCAAGGUUCUGCGUACCAUGGUAGAGCAGCUGAUACAUGGGCAGUCGGUGUUACUCUAUAUUGUAUGAUUACUGGGCACUAUCCAUUUCUAGGAGAUACUUUGCAGGAAACAUACGACAAGAUCGUCAAUGAUCCAGUGGAAAUACCUGACGACAUGAACCCCCAACUUGCUGAUUUACUGCAAAAGAUUCUCUGCAAAGAUCCAGGAGAUCGUAUCACCCUGCUGGCUGCGGCUGAGCAUCCUUGGGUUGCAGGGGACGAGGGGCCAGUUCGUGAAUACUUUUGUAGAUGUGGUUUUGGCCGCAGGAAAAGAAUUGAUUUUCAGGAAACAGUGCAAUAGCAAACCGGUCACUGGGUGGGUGUAGUGUAUAGAUAACUGAUAAAGAGUGUCAAAGCAAAUCAAGUGAGAUGGAUGACGACUGACAAGGCGUUUCUCUUUGUUUUCUCUUUCCCUUUUUCCAAUUGAGUUAUUUGGUGCUCGGCUGAUCAUCUCUCCUCAAUUUUGGGUACAGAAUAUAGUGGAAUGCUAUUCCCUGUUCUUCAGUUUUUCUGUUACGAUAAACAUCAGUGUCAAUCUAGAUGUAUGUCGUGAUGUAUGUGCAAUUUCUUGAAUCCAGUAUAGUGAACGCUCAAAAGAGGCAAUACAUUACACUUCUUUC
This is a messenger RNA of Brachypodium distachyon (stiff brome), 1925 nucleotides long. RefSeq names its product serine/threonine-protein kinase GRIK1. The transcript has 12 exons. Gene Ontology annotation, cellular component: cytoplasm. The record is from RefSeq and is a predicted model, not a curated record. Gene Ontology annotation, molecular function: ATP binding; protein serine/threonine kinase activity. The coding region runs from base 326 to 1606 and encodes 426 amino acids. NCBI's taxonomy places the organism in Eukaryota, Viridiplantae, Streptophyta, Magnoliopsida, Poales, Poaceae. Gene Ontology annotation, biological process: protein phosphorylation; intracellular signal transduction.